This is a messenger RNA of Pipra filicauda (Wire-tailed manakin), 1357 nucleotides long. Its product is annotated as serine/threonine-protein kinase SBK2-like. Gene Ontology annotation, molecular function: ATP binding; protein serine/threonine kinase activity. The record is from RefSeq and is a predicted model, not a curated record. The transcript is spliced from 3 exons. NCBI's taxonomy places the organism in Eukaryota, Metazoa, Chordata, Aves, Passeriformes, Pipridae. The coding region runs from base 9 to 1037 and encodes 342 amino acids. Gene Ontology annotation, biological process: peptidyl-serine phosphorylation; peptidyl-threonine phosphorylation.
AUGUUGUGAUGUCCCUGACUCUGACUGUGGUGUUUCUGCAGCACUCAGCAAUGGCCGACAGCUCAGCUGCAACUGCAGCAGUGUCAGGGACAGUGGCACCGACCAUGCUGCAUGAGCUCCUGGAGAUCACUGCUCAGAGCCUGGUGCGCGCCGAGGUGACUGAGCACUAUGAGGUUAUUCGGGAGCUGGGCAGGGGCAAGUAUGGCCACGUGAUGCUAGUGACCCACAGGCAGAGAGGGACUCUAAUGGCUCUCAAGCUGCUUCCCAAAGCCAGUACCAAGCUGCACACCUUCCUGUAUGAGUAUUGUGUGGCGCUCUCCCUCGCCACCCACCCUGCCAUCAUCAGCAUGUUUGGAAUUGCCAUUGAGUCCAGCCAGUACUACGGCUUCCUCUAUGAACCAGCACUGCACAAAGACCUCAUCUCUAUCAUCAAGCCCCGUGAUGGGAUCCCUGAACCGGCUGCAAAGCACUGUGCCAAGCAGCUCGUGAGUGCACUGGAGUUCAUCCACAGCCGGGGGCUGGUGUACCGUGACAUCAAGCCUGAAAAUGUGCUGCUUUUUGAUCCCGACUGUCGGCUCAUCAAACUGACUGACUUUGGCCUCACGCGGCCCAGGGGUACCAAGCUUAAGCUGGUGGCUGGGGUGAUCCCUUACACCGCCCCCGAGCUGAGCAACACCACUGAUGCCCAGGGGGUGCCCAUUGACAGCAGCAUGGAUGCCUGGGCCCUCGGUGUGUUGCUUUUCUGCCUGCUGACUGGAUACUUCCCCUGGGAACAGAGCCUGCCAGACGACCCUUUCUUUGAGGACUUCAUGCUGUGGCAGGAGACAGGCCUAGAGAAGGACGUUCCCCACCACUGGAAGCGGCUGACAGCUGAGGCUGCCCUAAUGCUGCGGAGCCUGCUAGCACUAGAUCCUGCCAAGCGUGGCCCCGUCAGUAGGGUACUGAGCUACAUUGACUGCCCUUGGAGGCUGGAGGAUGGGCACAGUGAGGAAAUUGCUGUGAAGUCCAAGAGCCAGCUCCCCGUGUCGCAGGAGUGAAGGAGGGUCUCACCCUGCAAAGGACUUCGUAGUUUGGGGCACCUCAGUUGCUUGGACAUGAGAGGCCAUGGUGACCCAGAGCAACUUCUCUGCAGCAUUGUUGCUGCUGCCAGAGUCAAACUCCUUCCCCAGCUGAUGGUCCUCACCCCAUGACUCAGUGCUGCCCAGUGCCACCUCCUUGUGCUCCCUUAGGACUUGAAAACAUCUCCUUUCUCUUGGAAAUGUGUGAGGCAUCCUCUCAUUUCCUGGCCACAGGAACUCCAGGGAGUUUUCUAGGCUGCAGCACCUGCCUUGUCUCAAAAUAGAGCAAAGUAUGUACU